UCUCCGGGUUUCCCGGUGGAGGAAGGCGCUUCGGAGUUAGAGCCGUCAGGCGCGAUCGGGCUUUGUGGGGGGCUGGCUUUUUUGGGGGGGGGUGUUUUCCGCCUCCUCCAGGCCCCUCUGUUUUCCUUUUUCUGAAAUAUAUAUUUUUGGAGAUGUUGCGCGUCUUUGCGCACGUCUGAAGCGCAGCGGCCGCCCUCUGCUCCACGGCUCCGAGGAUCUGCGCUACUAUCAGGGGAAGCCGCAGCUGGGGAGGAUCUCCUUCUCCCCAGCCCCACCCGCUUACCAGCCUGGCACUUCGGGGAGAGGAGGCGAUGUUGCUCUAGCCACGUGUACUUGGACGGAGGGUUUGGGGCUGGAGUGCCCCCUCUCUCUUUCCACCUCCUGCUAUGUAGAAAAGUGGGCGAGGGGGGUGACCUGGGGGAGGCGUCAUGAUAGUUAAGGGGAAGGGGAAACCUUUCGACAGCGGCGAACUUCUGAAGAUUCGUCAACUCUCCGUUUGCCGCCCCCUCCCGCGCUCCGAUCAGCCCAGAGGCUUGGGUGAGAGGCGCUGAACCCCUUCCCCUACCGCGCUCUGUAUUGCUCCAUCAUUAGCUCGCCUUUUUUUUUUAACCCUCCCGCCUCCAAGAUGGCAGCUAUCCAAGCCCUCCAGCAGUGGUGCAAGCAACAGUGCGAAGGGUACAGGGAGGUCAGCAUCACCAACAUGACCACCUCUUUCCGGGACGGGUUGGCUUUCUGUGCUAUCCUCCAUCGCCACAGGCCGGAUCUCAUAGACUUCAAUUCUCUUAGCAAAGAAAACGUCUUUGAAAACAACCAAUUGGCUUUCCAAGUGGCAGAGACGGAACUGGGGAUCCCUGCCUUGCUGGACGCUGAAGAUAUGGUCGCUCUCAAAGUGCCAGACAGACUGAGCGUCCUCACCUAUGUUUCCCAGUACUACAACUAUUUUCAUGGCCGAUCACCAAUCGGAGGGGUGUCUGGAAUCAAACGCCCUCCAUCCAAACCCAGCGAGGAGCCGACUGGGAAAAAGGUGCUUUCCGAACCGGUAGCGCCAGCCCCUGCCAAACCAUCACGAGUCCAUCCAUCACCUGAACCCAAGACAGACUCAGCCCUGCAAGGACGCAGCCUGGUGAAGGAGAACCCGCCGGCGACAGCAAGACGGGUCUUAGAGGAGAGCAGCAACACGCGGAACAGCAGUUGUGCCAUCUGUGGGAGCCACGUGCAUCUGGUACAGCGGCUCCUGAUGGACGGGAAGCUUUAUCAUAGGAACUGUUUCAGGUGUAAGCAGUGCUCCAGCACCCUCCAGUCUGGCAAGUACAAAACUGGGACUGACCCUGGCACUUUCAUCUGCAACCGGCACGAGCAACCCACGCACCCCCAGAAUUCCUUGUCUGUCAGCUCAAGGGGCGUCCCUGGAGACGAUAAACCUACCGGUACCACGCCUGCCGCAAGGAACGACUUGAAGGGACUUGCAUCCAAGGUGCCAACACAGGAAACCGUGAAAACGAGCCAGGCCCUGGGAAACAGCAGUGCCGUUCAGGCAGCAGCUUGUGUGCCCUUCAACCCCGGGAAUAAAAAAUCCAGCUCAGUUUCUGCAAGCGCAGGUUCGCGUUGGUUAGGCCUUCCUGGGAACAAAUCGGAUCCCCAUGAAGCCUCCCCUUCCCUGUCGCACUGGACAGCAUCGUCAGCCAAAACACAGCAGGCUCGGGAGAAGUUUUUCCAGGCAGGUUCAUGGAGUUCAGGACUUUCCACGAACAAAACAGAACCAGUGAAAAAUCAAGGCACUCUUUUAAACCCUCCUUGGGUCGCUGGGAGAGCAUCCUGUUCUGGGGCGCUUGCAUCUGGGACUAGUUCAGGCACCAGCGAGAAGGACAAAGCGAGGAGCGUUCUCAUGCAUGCAUUACCUGGAUCUCAGCCUUCUACCCACCAACCAGGAGGCUACAGCAGUGCUUGGCCCAGCUCGCUGGCAUCUAGCACGAGCAAACCAUCUUCGGCCACCUCUGGUUUCCAACCUCUUGAGAGAAAGAGCGUAUCACCUGUCAGGCCUUCCAGACUCACCAGCGUGCCAACCACCACAGAAGAUCCCAGGAGAGCUCCUCUGGGAAGGUUGCCUGUGGUCGAACGUUCACCCAAGGAUCCAGGCUGCCAAGUAGGAGUUGGGACGACCACCCAGAACAGGGUCAAGGAUCAGCCCAUCAGCAGACCUGCUGACUUUGGGCAUAAACUGGAUGUUAAAGUCUCUAAAGCUGGGGUUGGGAGCGUUACGGAAGAGAAAUCCGAGACCCCAGCGGACUGGAGGUCAAGAUUGAAGCCGGUGGCCGACAGGAGAGCAACUUGCAAUUGGAUGGAAAACAUCUCAUUGAGUUCGCAGACACGCGAUGGUUGCACGGGUAUUGGAGUCUCAAGUUCCAGUGAUGCCAGAACCGCUCAGAAAACUUCAGAUGUCCAUAAGGUGGCUAUCGACAUAACUCUGAGCCCAGCACAAAAUGAGAAAAAGCCAACUCCUUCAGUAACCUCUCCAGCAAAUCCUGAAACAGCCUUUUUUCCCCCCCUUCUAGCAUCGUUGACUGAUCAGCCACCCAAGAGAAAACUAUUGGUGCCUCACCAGGAUAUUUCCAGUGGCUGGCAGAAAGCCAAGCAACAGUGGGAGGAUCUUCCUGCAACCCAGAGGCCGGAGGGGUUGAGCCCCACCAAAAAAACUAUUGCACCUGUGAAACCGUCUCCUCCUAGAGCUUUCCAGAAGUAUCCAACCAGCCAAGUGGGAUCUCCCUCAAAGCUCCACCCAGACUAUAUCCCCGAGGAAGAAAUCCAGAAGGAGGUCCGGCAGAUCGAGAAAGAUUUGGACAAGCUGGAACUCAAGGGGGUGGAUAUGGAGAAGCAGCUGAGGAACUGCGAGGGAGAUGAUACCGAGGAUGUCCUGAUGGUGGAAUGGUUCAAGCUGAUCCACGAGAAGCAGUUGCUGCUGCGGCGAGAAUCUGAGCUGAUGCACAAGAUGAAUCAGCAGAAGCUGGAGGCAAAGCAGUGGGACAUUGAGAGUGAGCUGCGGAACCUCAUGAGCAAAUCCGAUUUCUCGAAGACCCCCAGGGAGAGAGCCAGAGAGGAAGAGCUGCUGAAGUUGUACGUGGCCACCGUCGACGAUCGGAACAAAAUCGUGGAGGAUCUGGACGAGGACAGAAUCAGGGAACUGGAGGAAGAUGAGAUGCUGGCUGCCAUGAUCCAGAAGCUUGAUGUGCCCCGUAACCCCCAGGAAAGUGAAAAGAAGAAAAUGAAAUUUGGCUUGUUCAAACUAUUGAAAACGAAGAACUAGACUGGAGAGUGACGUAUCCUCAGUGGCCGUGUGGCUGGGGACUGAGGGCCUGUUUCCCCUUGCUUUCCUGAUAACCUUCCCUGUGAUGGGGAUGGAAGAGCCAGCCAUAUUUUUUUCUCUUUUAGGAGAGUAAAAACCCUUUGGCUAUAAAGCAGCAGCAGAAGAAGAAGAACUGGACGAGGGCUAUGAUUGAAACCUGCCUUGCUUGGAACAGAAUGUUGGUUAGUAAGGAACAGAACGUCCCUCGUCCAGAAUCCAGAAACUUAACACGCUUUGACAGCAAUGGUGUCACUGAUGUCAUCUGGAGAGCAGCAUCCUCUCCAGAGCAACAGCUGGAGAGCAACGUGUGUUGAUUGGCUGGUGCUUGUCUGUCCAGACGUCUUCAGAAUCUGGGUCUGGCCUGAAGUGAUUUGGUACCUGUUGAGUGUGACUAUUUCUCCCUCCUCUGGUAUGAGACGGUGGUUACGAGAGUCAUAUGGCAUGGAUGUAGGACUACGAGAAACCUCCCAACACGAUUCUGGAUGGAAGUGGGGGAGAAUGGGGGUGAAGGGCACGUACAUGUCUGAUUCCUCUACCCCAGGAAUGCCUUAAAUCCUACAGACCACCACCGUGCUGACAGUUCCCGCCUCUGGCCACUUCCUGAGUUGCCACAUGCAAGUGGGCAGGGAAACUUUCAGGCUCUGUUCACACCUCACUAAACCAGGGGUAGCCAAUGUGGUGCCCUCCUCAUAUUGCUGGACAAUUUCUCCCAUCAUCUCUUGACGGUUGCCCAUACUGGCUGGGCUGAUGGGUUGGGGUCAUUUCAGGGGGAAAGUCAGUUGCCUCCCUGGGUGUCCGCUUUCAGCUUGAUUUUGCUUGCAAGGGCUGCCGAGAGCUUUCUGUGCCAGCCUCUUGUUGUGGAAGAGACCAGCCAGCAAGAAGCCCAGGGC
This is a messenger RNA of Rhineura floridana, 4230 nucleotides long. RefSeq names its product MICAL like 2 (gene MICALL2). Gene Ontology annotation, molecular function: protein binding. The record is from RefSeq and is a predicted model, not a curated record. The coding region runs from base 626 to 3301 and encodes 891 amino acids. The transcript has 17 exons. Lineage: Eukaryota; Metazoa; Chordata; Lepidosauria; Squamata; Rhineuridae.